Messenger RNA from Amphibalanus amphitrite, 606 nucleotides. RefSeq lists its product as uncharacterized. Lineage: Eukaryota; Metazoa; Arthropoda; Thecostraca; Balanomorpha; Balanidae. The coding region runs from base 1 to 606 and encodes 201 amino acids. The transcript has a single exon. The record is from RefSeq and is a predicted model, not a curated record. Gene Ontology annotation, molecular function: nucleic acid binding.
AUGUCCCAAGACGACAUCGAGUGGCGCUUCAACCCUCCUGAUGGGCCACAUAUGGGCGGCUGCUGGGAGCGCUUGGUGGCCUCCGUGAAGCGGGCUGUUCGCGUGGUUAUUGGUCGCGGGUGCGUCUCAGACGAAGUGCUGGCUACGGUCAUCGCCGAAGUAGAGUUUAUGCUGAAUAGCAGACCACUCACCUACGUCAGCACCGAUACCGGCGACCCUUUAGCACUGACUCCGAACCAUCUCCUCCUCGGCCGCGACGACCCCUGUCUGCCUCCCAGCCUGUUCUCUAAUGAGAGUUCCAACCUCAGACGGCGCUGGAAGCAAGCGCAGCAGAUAGCUGAACACUUCUGGAGGAGGUGGUCAAAGGAGUACCUUCCCACACUGAUGAGACGUGAGAAGUGGAUCCGAGACACGCCCCCGUUCGCAGUCGGAGAUGUGGUCCUCAUCGCUGAGGACUACGCUCCUCGGGGGCGCUGGCCGAUCGCCCGUGUCAGCCAGCUGUUUCCGGGACCUGACGGCCGCGUGCGCUCGGUUGAGCUGAAGACAGGAUCCGGGACCUGUGUGCGCCCCGUGGUCAAGCUCUGCCGUCUCGAAGAAGCAUGCUGA